Molecule: messenger RNA, 2258 nt
Organism: Chlamydomonas reinhardtii
Lineage: Eukaryota; Viridiplantae; Chlorophyta; Chlorophyceae; Chlamydomonadales; Chlamydomonadaceae
Exons: 16
Coding region: 319-1839 (506 amino acids)
Source: RefSeq, a predicted model, not a curated record
UUUGAGCUGGGUGAGCAUGAGCCUGCGAGCUUCGACCAUCUCCGCGCGCGUCUGACAAACACUUGUUGCGCCAAGAGCGCUCUCAGUGCCCAGAAACCACAAUACAGUGUAGUGCUUUCUUUUUGUAGCGUGCGUGCAGGCUGCAAGCUUGUGGCGCUUUUAACCGGCUCGACAAAGUCAAAGACUAGAGAUAUCUCAAGUUUCGCAGGAAACCGUGGAGGCUCCUGACUUUAUGGCUGUAUUGCCUGCUCGUUUACCUCAGCGCGAUGACUCGCGGAGCCGAGAGGCGUAACGGGCGACCAGCCCUGUAGCCGCGUUAUGAGGGUGCGCUGCAUGUCUCCCAGCCGCGGUGCGCUCCUCUUCUUGGCGCUAGCGGUCGCGGUGCGCACGUGGAAGCACGCGGGGGCCGAGAUAGACACCUCGUGCGCAUGCGAUGUGCACCCGGCUUUCAAAGAGAGGAUCCAGAGGGACCUGUCAUGGUUGGACGAGGCGGGCGGCAUCACGGACGCCAUGAUACGGAACAUCUCGCUGGUGUGUGACAAGGCCGUUUCUCACAGGUGUAACGGAAAGGUGGUUCGGCUGAUGAUCAAGGACGGGCAGGUGUACCUCAACAGCCUGCAGCCCGACUGGCGGUUUGGGCCGUACGAGGUGCCGGGCUUCCUGCUGGAGCUGUACGAGCUCAGCAGGCUGUACAGUCUACCAGACGUGGAGUUUGCCUACAACGGAGAAGACGAUGCCAUCGCGCUGUUUGACUUCAAGGACCGGGAAAAGCUACAGACCAGGUUUCACGGCGGCCCCUUCCCACUGCUGGCGUGGGCCAAGAGCCCCGUCAGCAGCGCCAUACUGGUGCCGGACAGCGGCGCGUUCAGGUGCCUGCACGACAGCUUCGACCAGCUGCUCAUGCAGCUGGAGGAAAUACGGCGACUGCCCUGGGCCAACCGGACCAAGGUACGUAGGGGAGGGCGCGCGCGUGCGCACCUGCUGGGUGGGCGCGCUCGUGUGCCGCCGCACCACAGCAUGGCUGUGCCUGAGAUCGCGUUCGGCCGAUGGAACAAGUUCUGCGCGCCCUACCAGCUGCUGGGCGGCGGCCGCCUGCCCAGCGGCGAGGCCUUCAAGUGCCCGCGCGCCUGGCUGCCGCGGGUGGCGGCGCACUUCCCAGAGCUCAUGGACCUGGGGUCGCUGGCUGACCCGCGGCUGGAGAGCGGCGCCACGCGGAAGCGCUCGGUGCCGCUGAUGCACCAGAACCAGUUCGCCUACCUGGUGUCCACCGACGGCUUCGCCACCAGCCGCAAGCUGGAGGUGUACCUGCUGCUAGGCUCUCUGGUCCUCAAGGCCGGCUCCAGCCGCCGCGGCUACUUCUACGACGCCCUGGUCCCCGACACCCACUACCUGCCCUGCAUGAACGACUCGGGCAGCGACGUCGCGGACCGGGUUCGCUGGGCACGUGCGCACGACUCGCAGGCGGCGGCCAUCGCGGCUGCUGGCCAGGCCUUGGCGGUGCGGCACCUCAACCGCCGCGCGCGGCUGUGCUACCUGCGGCUGCUGCUGCAGCAGCUGGCUGCGCGCAUGAGGUACAGCCCCAGCUGCGGGCAGCGCAGGCUGUGUGUGCCGCUGGGGCGCCUGGUGGAGGUUAUGGCGGAGCAUCCGCGAUCGCGGGAGUCGUGCAGGUGGUCCGAGGUGCUGCUGUCGCACCCCACACCGCCCGACCAGCGCACCGCCUGGCCCGACUCCCGGCUGCUGGCGCUGCUGUCAGACCCGCUGCUGUGGCCGCGGGACAACCCAGACAGCCUGCCGCCGCCCGACUCCGACCCCUUCGCCAACAACAUGUACGCGGUGUAGCAGUCCAGCGUCUGUGUGAGAAACCAGGAAACCGACAAAUAGGCUGUGUGGCAUGUCAAUGAGGGGCAGGCUGCUGCUGACGGUGUAAGUGGCGGCAGUUUACGCACGGUGGUGGGACUCAGCUGCUGAGGAGCAGGCUUUUGAUGGCCUCGCCAGCAGGGUGUGUGACGGAUCCGGCGCAUUGGGUGUCCACCACGGGUGUCGUUCGUGGGUGUCGUUCUACAUUACGGUACCCCUGAGCACGGCCGCGCGUUUGCACCUUGAAUAGCAUGACCAGAUUCCAGGCAACCCGUCUGUUUUGGGGUGAGAGCCUUCUGUGUAUGUGUGCGGAACUGCGUGCCGCAUCCGGGAGUGAGGUCGGGGGUGUCGAGGGGAUGGGGCCACGACUCGCAUAACUCUGCAACAGGUGACUCACUUCA